This is a messenger RNA of Salarias fasciatus (jewelled blenny), 4683 nucleotides long. RefSeq names its product ATPase family AAA domain containing 2 (gene atad2). Gene Ontology annotation, molecular function: ATP binding; ATP hydrolysis activity; histone binding. NCBI's taxonomy places the organism in Eukaryota, Metazoa, Chordata, Actinopteri, Blenniiformes, Blenniidae. The transcript is spliced from 30 exons. The coding region runs from base 133 to 4581 and encodes 1482 amino acids. The record is from RefSeq and is a predicted model, not a curated record. Gene Ontology annotation, biological process: nucleosome disassembly; nucleosome assembly; transcription initiation-coupled chromatin remodeling. Gene Ontology annotation, cellular component: nucleus.
GGUUUAGUGAGGAGCUCGUGCGUGUGUCAGCUGGUGGACGGUGUUAUGUUGGCGCCACCCUGCUCGCUGCGCGUCUCACGGUGAAAAUAUCCGCGCUUUUCUCGCUGGAUCGCGGGUCGUCGAGGAGUCAAGAUGGUGAUUCUCCGCAGAGGCGGCGGCGGAGCCGAGCCGGUGGGCGCGACGCCGAAGAGGAGGCCGGUGGAGUUGGACAGAAGCUCCGAGUUUCUGUCGCUGGUUCCCGCGUCGCAGACGAGGUCCGGGCGGCUCACCCGCUCCUCCAGAGCCGCGGAGGACAGCUUCAGCAGCCCCGAACACAACACGGCCAAUGGACACGCCGACAUGAAGCAGGAGGGAAGCGGCCACAGCCUGAGGACUCGAGGACAAAGACUUAAACUGGACAUCUCCUUCUCAGACGUGGAGCCAAAGACCAGCUCACCUGUGGACGAGCACAAGGCCGAGCGCUGCUGCACGAGGAAGUCUUCCAGGCUGCAAAAAGACCUGAAAGCGUCCGAUGACGUGGCAGAUGUCCCAGAUGAAGUGGAGGGAUCUUCCACUCCCAAGAGGAGCCGCUUCAAUCUGAGGAGCCGUGAAGAGGAGCUGGAGGAGGAGGAGGAGGAGGAGGAUCAUGGGUCGGUGCGGCGCAGCUCCCGAAUCACCAGAUACAAACUCAAUUCCCGGAAGCAGUCGGUGCUCUACGAUCGCCUCAUCACCAACACGGCCGAGGCCGUUCUUCAGAAGAUGGACGACAUGCAGAAGAUGAGGCGACGGCUGCGGAGCAGAGACAGAGAAGUUAACCAGGAGCUGGGUGUUUACACCAACGGCAGGAUGAGGAGGUCUCUGAGGACCAAGGCGGAGAGCAAAGAGGCCGAGGAGGAGAACCAGGGAGGAGAUGAGGAUGAUAAUGAUGGUGAAGAGGAAGAAGAAGAAGAGGAGGAGGAGGAGGAUGAAGAUGAUGAUGGGGAUGAGGAGGAGGAGGAAGAAGGAGAGGAUGAGGAUGGCGAGGAUGAAGAUGUAGAGAAUCAGCAGCGCUACGACUUCAGACAGAGAAAGACUGUGGUCCGAUACCAGGAGCCACAAGAAGAGCCCAGACAGACCAGCAAGCGCAGCAUGUACCACCCGUCUCCAGCCAGACGCAGGUUCAGGUUCAGAUCCAGAUCCUCGGCGCCCUGGAGCCCCUACAGCAACCGGAGGACCAGCAGGAGUAGUUCUGAUCGACGGAGACAUGCCAUCCACAGCAGCGACUCCACGUCCUCGUCUUCGGAUGACGAGCAGUUCCAGAGACGCAGGAGUAAGAACAGGAGCCGGCCGGUGAACAGAUGUCUGCCGAUGAACUUGGUGAAAGAGGACCUGCUGGGGAUCCACAAGGACCGGAUGAAGAUCGGAGCCAGCCUGGCGGAUGUGGACCCCAUGCACAUCGACAAGACGGUGCGCUUCGACAGCAUUGGAGGUCUGAGCAGACACAUAUCGGCCCUGAAAGAGAUGGUGGUGUUCCCUCUGCUCUACCCAGAAGUCUUUGAGAGGUUCCGGAUCCAGCCGCCCAGGGGCUGCCUGUUCUACGGCCCCCCCGGCACGGGGAAGACGCUGGUCGCCCGGGCGCUGGCCAACGAGUGCAGCCAGGGCGAGAGGAAGGUGUCCUUCUUCAUGAGGAAAGGCGCCGACUGCCUCAGCAAGUGGGUGGGCGAGUCUGAGCGACAGCUGCGGCUCCUGUUCGACCAGGCCUACCAGAUGCGUCCGGCCAUCAUCUUCUUUGACGAGAUCGACGGUCUGGCUCCGGUCCGGUCCAGCCGGCAGGACCAGAUCCACAGCUCCAUCGUGUCGACCCUCCUGGCUCUCAUGGACGGCCUGGACAGCAGAGGGGAAGUCGUGGUGAUCGGCGCCACCAACAGGCUGGACUCCAUCGACCCGGCGCUCAGACGACCGGGACGCUUUGACCGAGAGUUCCUGUUUGGGCUGCCGGACCGGGAGGCAAGAAAGGACAUUCUGAAGAUACACACCAGGCAGUGGAGUCCCCGGCCCUCCGACGCCUUCCUGGAAGCCCUGGCAGAUAAAUGUGUUGGUUACUGCGGCGCGGACAUCAAGGCCGUGUGUUCAGAGGCGGCGCUGUGCGCGCUGCGGCGCCGCUACCCACAGAUCUACGCCUCGUCCCAGAAGCUGGUGCUCGACGUCGACUCCAUCACCAUCACCAGCCGAGACUUCCUGUCAGCCAUGUCCAAGAUGGUGCCUGCCGCCCAGAGGGCGGUGGCGUCUCCAGCCAAGGCCCUGAUCCCCGCCAUCCGCCCCCUGCUGGGCGCCACCCUGCAGAGCAUCCUCCACACAGUGAGCAGAGUGUUCCCGCACGCCGAGCAGGGCCUGAAGAGGAAGAGAGAGCAAGAUGUGGCCUGUGGCGUGCUGGAGGACGACCCGGUGUACAGUGAGGAAGAGGACGCCGACAUCUGCUCCGGCGGGCCGACGUCUCGCUCCCAGGCCAACCCCCCCGCAGCCAACGGCCUCCUCAGUCUCGGCAGGAGCGUGCUGAGCGAGCCCACGUCUUACCGGCCCCGGCUGCUGCUGCAGGGCCGGCCCGGCUCGGGCCAGAGCUCCCACCUGGCCCCGGCGCUCCUCCACGCCCUGGAGAGGUUCACCGUCUACACGCUGGACGUGGCCGUGCUGUUCGGGGCCGGCGCCGCCGCCCCCGAGGAGACCUGCGCACAGAUUUUCGUGGAGGCCAAGCGGACGUCUCCCAGCGUCCUGUACGUCCCCCACAUCGGGCAGUGGUGGGACACCGUGGGGCCGGCCCUGAGGGCCACCUUCACCAGCCUGCUCAGCUCCAUCCCCGCCUUCUCCCCCAUCCUGCUGCUGGCCACCUGCAGCCUCCGCUACGACCAGCUCAGCCUGGAGGUGCAGGAGCUGUUUCGAACGGAGUACGGGGAGGUCUUCCACGUCCGGGUUCCCACCAGCAGAGAGAGGAGAGACUUCUUUGAAGAUCUCAUCCUCCACCAGGCCGCUAAAGCUCCAGCGUCCAGGAAGAAAGCCGUGCUCCAGGCUCUGGAGGUGCUCCCCGUGGCCCCGGCGCCUCCCCCCCGCCCGCUGACCCCGGAGGAGCUCCGGCGGCUGGAGGAGCAGGAGGAGGCCACCCUCCGGGAGCUCCGCCUCUUCCUCCGCAACGUCACCAACCGCCUGUCCCAAGACAAGCGCUUCAAGGCCUUCACCAAGCCGGUGGACUUGGAGGAGGUUCCGGACUACGCCGAGGUGAUCAAGACGCCCAUGGACCUGUCCACCGUCCUCACCAGGAUAGACCUCCACAAGUACGGGACCGUGAAGGAGUUCCUGGCAGACGUGGAUCUCAUCUGGCAGAACGCUCUGGAGUACAACCCAGACAGGGACCCAUCAGACCGGCAGAUCCGCCACAGAGCCUGCGCGCUGAAGGACACCGUCCACGCCAUCAUCAAGGACGAGCUGGACGAAGACUUCGAGCGGAUCUGCGAGGAGAUCAAGGAGUCCCGUAAAACACGAGGCUGCUCCACGGCUCAGUUCGCUCCUUCCUUCUGCCACGUCCUUCCUAAACAGCCCAGCAACCCUCCAGCUGAGGCCAAGCCCAGCGAAGUGCCGACACAGGGAGAGGAGGCUCGGCCCGCCGCUGCAGCCACGCCGAACGCCAGCUUCGCUUCCGCCACAGCGACCAGACACUCUGCUCAGAAGAAGAAACGCCGCUCGAAUCGCUGGAAGAACGGCGUCUGCACCCCGAGGAAGAAGUACUCUCCUCACGUGUCCAGGGAUGCCGUGCAGCCGGGGUCGGACAAGGACGAGGAGGAGGACGAGGCCGAGGCCGAGAAAGAGGCGGGAGCAGACCGCGAGGAGGGCGACGGAGCGGAGGAGGAGCCGGGCGAGCGCCACGCCGCUCUGCAGGGCAGUUCUGAACCCGCCGCCGCAGAGCAGGACGAUCAAGACAUGAAAGACGCAGAGGAGGAGAGACGACGAGAGGAGAUCUGUGGAACAGAGAACCCAGAAAAUAACAACAGCCAGACACUCAAAGAAGAAGAAGCUGUGACGGAAGCAGACGAGGAAAACCAGCAGCAGCAGACAGAAAGAGAAGAAGAGAACCAGGAAACUCCAGAGGAAGCUGACGAGGACAAGCCGACGGAGCGAGGAGACGCUGCAGGAAAUGUUACCAGUGAGAUCAGCCUGAGUGAAGCACAGGAAGGAGAUGGUGGAGUCCCAGAGGAGACGGAGCUGGGCGUUCCGGAAGAGCCCAUGCAGACUGAAGCAGCAGAACCGUCGACCCGGGCAGAGGAGGAGACGGGCACAGAGCGGGGUGUGAGGAGAAUGACCCGGGCCCUGAAGAGCGCCGUGCUGCAGCAGCACAUGAUCAACGUGGACAAAGCUCUGCUGAUCCUGGACCAGGAGACGCCCCCGCUGGUGGUGGACAAGGACAAGCUAAAGGAGCUACUGGAGAGAGUGGUGGUGAAAACUGAAGGAUACGAGGUGUACAGGCUGGAGAAGCUCUACGCCCUGCUCUGCCAGAGUAUCUACAGACACAGACAAGACUACAACAAGACUACACUAAUCCAGGAAUUGGAACAAGAGAUCGAAGAGUUCUGUUAACAGGAAAAUGUGACCUUUUUUUCUUUCUUUAACCUUUUCAGCUUCUCGGUUGUGUAAAUAAAAAAAAAAAAAAAAACAACUUGCUCUAUUUUCUUAGAAAUU